Messenger RNA from Diprion similis, 4688 nucleotides. It is a transcript of the gene Tollo, whose product is annotated as toll-like receptor Tollo. Gene Ontology annotation, molecular function: protein binding. Bases 913 to 4608 code for a protein of 1231 amino acids. The transcript is spliced from 2 exons. The record is from RefSeq and is a predicted model, not a curated record. NCBI's taxonomy places the organism in Eukaryota, Metazoa, Arthropoda, Insecta, Hymenoptera, Diprionidae. Gene Ontology annotation, biological process: signal transduction.
AGCAAUAAUUUUGUGUCGUGAAACUUUUAGCGAGAAUAAAAAAUUCGUAUAAGUGAUUCCAACGUGUCAAUCCUGUUUCGAAAGUUUAUCGAAGUAGUAGAAUGUCAUCAGUGUUCAGUAACUAUUCAUAAGUGAGCCUUGUAAAUCCGUCGUGUAAAAAAGAGAGAGAGAACAAACUGCGUAUUUGGAUUAAAGUUUGUGAAUUAGCUGUAUAAGAUCGUGUACCACCGUAAAGUUGGAUUAUUUUGCUGGCUAACCACUGAUAAGGGUAGUGGUCAAUUAGAGACGUAAAGUUCUACUUGUAUUAACAAAUUCAUCGAGAAACUAAUGAUCCCCUGAAAAAGGCUUGGCAGAACGGCGGACACUAGGCAGGUAGCGGCGAGGGCAGAGAGUCGAAGGAGAGAGGUGGGCCGGUUCAGACACAGGGAAGCCGGAGGUAGGGGAAGGGGUCUAGUUGCGGUCCCAGUACUCGGGCCCAACAACCUACCAACCAGUCCUCGGAGAAACGCGGCCGAUGCCAGAGCUGCCGUUUACCCUUUCGAUCCAGCAGCCACUGACGCGUUGAUACUGUGUCGUUCCGUUUUCGUUCGAACAUUGAAUUGCUAACGAUUCAAUUAAAAUUGACAGGAUAAUAGCCACCACUUGUUACAGCGCGAGUGCCGACUGGUUGAUACGGUAGGAACCGUAUAAAGAUCGCCUCGCCUCCAAUGAAAGGAUUACCAGUUGGAUUAUUUUAGCCCGGGCGCUUUGGAUGUACAGUGUCUUUUAUUCUCAAGUGAAAACUAGAUAGUGAUGAGUGAUGUGAGAUAGUUAUUAGCGAGAAGGCCCAGAGCCGUUAUAAGAUAGGAUUAAAUUGAAUUUGAAGUGCGCGAGUAACAUCGACGAAGUGUAUGCAAAGAUAAGAGUGCAAAGAUGCAGGGUAGUCCUGCCUUCUUCGCGAUACUACUGGGCACGAUAUUCGGAGUUCUCGGAGCCUCCCUUAGCAAAGCUCUCAGAUACAAGGCACCCGAUGAAUGCAAGUGGGUCGCAACCGGGGAAACGGAAGACGACGUGUCUCUCGUUUGCCGUCUGAGAACCAUCAACAGCGAGUUGGAGAACACGAACUUCAGCGUGAUCCAGCCGCAGCAUACGGUGCGUCUGCGGUUGGAGUGUAGCGAUGCAUUAUUUUUUCAGAGCUCACUUAGCGCCGGAAGUUUCAGACCGUUGGUGGAACUGCGAGAGCUUGCUAUAGAGUAUUGUAAGAUCGGGAAUCUUUCCGAUGACGCCUUCCGGGGUCUCAAGGAACUGAGAAACCUGACGGUGCGCACCCACAACACGGACUGGUCUGCGAUGGCUCUAGACGUAUCUGCUGGCGCCUUCAGCGAAGAACUUUCUCAACUUGAAAGACUUGACCUCGGAGAAAACAACAUGUGGAGCAUACCAGAGGGCGCUUUAUGCCCCCUGUUAAAUCUCGAGGUUCUCAAUCUAACGCGUAACCGGUUACGAGAGGUGACCAGCUUCCAUUUUGGAACCGGCGCUAGGUGCGCCCCGGGAUUGCGCGAGCUGGACCUGAGCAACAACAGCAUCGAGUCACUGCCCGCCGCCGCCUUCUCCGGUUUGUCACGGUUACAUAGCCUUGAUUUACGCAGCAAUACGAUCACCUUUCUCGCCGAUCGAGCCCUCGAAGGUCUCUCCUCGCUCGAGGUACUAAAGCUCUCUGACAAUCGACUAGCGAGCUUACCACCCGAACUCUUUACCGACACACGAAACAUCCACGAAAUCCACUUGCGCAAUAACACUUUGAGCGUGCUUCCACCCGGACUAUUUGGCGAAUUAACGCAGCUUCAAGUGCUUGAUUUGUCUCGAAAUGAGCUCAGUUCUGAAUGGAUUAAUGCGGUGACAUUCGAUGGGCUCGUUCGUCUUGUCGUCAUGGAUCUAUCCCACAACAGAAUUGCUAGGCUAGAACCAGCUGUGUUCCGCGACCUCUACAGCCUGCAGAUAUUACGGCUGCAGGGUAAUUUAUUGGACAGCCUAUCGGAGAAUACAUUUUCUGCACUUAAUAAUCUGCAUAUCCUCGUACUCAGCGAUAAUCACCUAACCGCGAUUGAUGCUGGUACAUUAAGUGGCCUCCACGUCCUCAGUCUUCUCUCCCUGGACAACAAUCGACUGAGUAGUCUUCAUCCGAACUCGUUGAAGAACGUCUCGUCCUUGCAAGACCUCCAUCUUAACGGUAAUAGACUGUCAACAAUCCCGGAGGCUUUAAAGGCGACCCCAUCACUGCGUAGCCUGGAUCUGGGUGAAAAUCUCAUAUCUGAGAUUCCAAACGGCACUUUCGAUGAUAUGCAGCAACUCUACGGACUUCGAUUGACCGAAAACCAUAUCGGAAAUUUGACAAAGGGCACAUUCGAGAGGAUCACAGCUCUGGAAAUAUUAAAUCUGUCGAGAAAUCGAGUCCAGCAUAUCGAAGUCGGGACCUUCGACGCCAACACGAAUCUCCAAGCUAUACGACUGGAUGGAAAUCAGCUGACGGACAUCGUCGGACUGUUUACGGGACUUCCGAAUCUAGUGUGGUUGAAUGUGAGUGACAAUCGUUUAAAGGUGUUCGAUUACGCGAUGAUACCGACGGGACUGCAGUGGUUGGAUAUUCAUUCCAACGAGAUCAACGAGUUGGGUAAUUACUUUGAAAUCGAGUCUCAGCUUCAGCUGAACACUUUCGACGCAAGUUACAAUAAAUUGACCGAGAUAACCGGGAGUGCUAUCCCGACAAGUGUGGAACAGCUUUUCCUGAAUAACAAUUUAAUAUCAAAAGUGCAGAGUUAUGCGUUUUUCAAAAAGCCAAAUUUAACGCGAGUGGAUUUGAAAGCUAAUCGAAUACGCAACUUGGAACCUUAUUCGUUGAGGAUUAGUGUAGUGCCGCAUACUAAGUCUCUACCGGAGUUCUACAUAGGUGGAAAUCUGUACUUAUGUGACUGCACGAUGGAAUGGCUUCAGAGAGUAAAUCGGCAGACUCUAGCUAGGACUCAACCCCGAGUCAUGGACCUGGACAGUAUAGAUUGCAAACUUCUAUACGACAGAAAGCGCGUCUUUGUACCCUUAAUGGAAGCCACGCACUCACAGUUCCUCUGCAAGUACGAGACUCACUGCUUCGCGCUUUGUCAGUGUUGCGACUUUGACGCGUGCGAUUGCGAGAUGACAUGUCCAACAAAUUGUACUUGCUACCACGAUCAAUCGUGGUCAACGAACGUGGUCGACUGCUCGUCCGGAGGUCACGUCGGAAAGCUACCGGAGCAAAUACCGAUGGACGCGACUCAGCUUUACCUGGACGGUAACGACUUGAGGAUAGUGUCUAGUCACGCUUUCAUCGGACGGAAGAAACUGAAAGUGUUGUUCCUGAACGCUUCGAACAUCGAGAUGGUCCAGAACAGGUCGUUCAACGGGUUGCGUGAGCUCGAGGAUCUUCACCUACAAGAUAAUCGGAUCCGUGAGCUGAGAGGCCAUGAGUUCGAGGGGUUGGAUGAAUUGAAAACGUUGCUACUUCAGCAGAACAAGAUCGCGUCGAUCGCCAACAGUACCUUCGCGCCCCUGCGUUCUCUGUACACUCUUAGGCUGGAGGGAAAUCAUCUGACCAAUCUGGCUCUCUCAUCGCUACCAAAGCCCAUUAACCUCACCAUAUCGCGUAAUCCCUGGUCCUGCGACUGCGAAUAUCUCCAAAUGUUUCGAAACUGGCUUGAUGGCACGGUAAGCCGCGUUACCGACGCCUCGGACCUACGAUGCGUCUACAAUACAACCGAAUUCGAAGCCUACGGUGAGGAGACGUUCAACGACGACGAGUUUGGAUUCUCGUUGUCCAACGCCAACAGUUCUACGUGCACGGGUCUUGCCGCCAUCGAGAAUAGUAUUCGUGGCAAUCGGACCAAAAUCGAACCUCAGGCUCUUCACGAUUACCUUCCACUGCUAGUGGCAACCUUAUCCGCAUUUUUCAUCACAAUGCUGCUCUGCAUGUUGGCAUUCAUAUUUCGUCAGGAGCUUCGCGUCUGGUUUCACUCGCGUUUUGGAGUGAGAAUAUUCUACAGAGAAUCCGAGGUCGACAGGGAGGACAGAGACAAGCUGUUCGACGCCUUCGUUAGUUAUAGCUCAAAGGAUGAGGAUUUUGUUGCCCACGAGCUAGCCCCGGUCUUAGAAAGGGGAAACCCUGCGUACAAACUGUGUCUACAUUAUCGGGACUUCCCCGUGGGAAAUUUCAUAGCCGAUACCAUAGUACAAGCGGUGGAAUCCUCGCGAAGGACAAUCAUGGUACUCUCAGAGAACUUCAUCAAAUCGGAGUGGUGUAGAUUCGAAUUUAAGUCGGCUCACCAUCAGGUCCUGAGGGAUCGUCGACGCCGACUCAUCCUUGUGCUAGUCGGCGACGUACCGCAACGGGAUCUGGAUCCCGAUAUCCGACUGUAUCUCAAAACAAACACGUACCUGCAGUGGGGGGACAAGUUAUUUUGGGAAAAGCUGAGAUUUGCAUUACCCGACGUCCCCAAUAAUCAGCGGAGUUCACCGCAGAGAAGACAACCGCCGCCAGUCCGACGGCAACACAACAACCGGACAGCAAACGUUCAACGUACAGUUGCUGUGCACAUAUGAGUGAAAACUAAUACACCAAACUUUUAAACGAAAUAUUUUAUAUUUUCAUAUGAAUGUGAAACAGUGAUAUGAAUUUCUUC